Molecule: messenger RNA, 453 nt
Organism: Anisakis simplex (herring worm)
Lineage: Eukaryota; Metazoa; Nematoda; Chromadorea; Rhabditida; Anisakidae
Source: the annotation of a GenBank genome assembly
AUGGGUUCGUAUCAAAAAAGGCUUGCCAAAGAAUUUCAACAACUUUCAUUAGAACCACCAACGGGUGUUCGCGUUGUAACGGAUGAUGGCAACGAUUUGCACGAUCUCCGAGUAUGGACUGUUAUAGUUGAAGGUGCACCGAACACUCUAUAUGCUGGCGAAAAGUUCACUUUACAAUUCCGAUUCAACGAAGAAUAUCCGUUUUCAUCUCCCGAAGUGGUGUUUGUCGGUGACAAUAUACCGGUUCAUCCACAUGUAUAUUCUAAUGGACAUAUUUGUUUAUCGAUUUUGAGUGAUGAUUGGACUCCGGCUCUAUCAGUGCAAGCUGUUUGUUUAUCCGUUCUUUCGAUGUUAUCAUCCUGUAAGGAAAAAAAACCACCUCCUGAUAAUGCAACUUAUGUUCGCACUUGUAGUAAAAAUCCUAAUAAAACUCGCUGGUGGUUCCAUGGUUAG